UGGCCGUAUGAUGCACUGAUCCUUCAAGUAUAAAUAACUAUCUCUUUCACUCAAAAUAUCACAAGCUUAAUUGGCAUCUAAAGCUCUCUCUCAGCAUUCUUAUUUCCAUACCUUUAACUUCAAUGGCAUCCAUAAGAAUAUACGCUAGCAUUCUCGUAGUUAUCAGCCUUUUGAGUCUGGGAUCCUCUGAGACGGGGAUUGGAACCAUCAAUGACCCUCCAUACUUACCAUCAGCUUGUUAUGGGUUUCAAGAUCAAGGAGUUAUGAUAGCGGCUGCAAACCAAGAUUUGUGGCAAGGUGGAGCUGCUUGUGGUAAAUACUUCCAGGUGACUUGCACAGGUGCAACCAACCAAGGCGUACCACACCCUUGUACGGACUCCCCCACAGUGACUGUAAUGAUCACCGAUUUCUGCCCGCCUCCUGGUUGCAAGGGGGACCUUGACUUGUCACACGAAGCCUUUUCUACCAUCGCUGAUCCAAGAGCUGGAGGCAUCAAAAUCUCUUACCAACAGGUAUGAAGAUGAAGUAUCACCGAGUUUGCAUCCAUUCAAAGAAGAUCUUUAAUAACUCUACUGGCCGGGAUCUAGAGGCAUUUCCAAUCAUAUCAUUUUUUUAAUUAGCUUUCAUUUUGCAUUGAUGUCUAGUGUAUCUUCUUUUUGUACUACGUUAGUUGGUACACCAUGAAUCCAAGGGCAUCUUCACAAAUCGCAACUAUAAAUCUUGACCACCACU
Messenger RNA from Helianthus annuus (common sunflower), 732 nucleotides. Its product is annotated as EG45-like domain containing protein. Bases 123 to 518 code for a protein of 131 amino acids. The transcript is spliced from 3 exons. Gene Ontology annotation, cellular component: apoplast; cell wall. NCBI's taxonomy places the organism in Eukaryota, Viridiplantae, Streptophyta, Magnoliopsida, Asterales, Asteraceae. The record is from RefSeq and is a predicted model, not a curated record. Gene Ontology annotation, biological process: systemic acquired resistance.